Hevea brasiliensis (rubber tree) is the source of this 3597-nucleotide messenger RNA. Its product is annotated as N-terminal acetyltransferase B complex auxiliary subunit NAA25. The record is from RefSeq and is a predicted model, not a curated record. Bases 262 to 3297 code for a protein of 1011 amino acids. Gene Ontology annotation, biological process: N-terminal peptidyl-methionine acetylation. Lineage: Eukaryota; Viridiplantae; Streptophyta; Magnoliopsida; Malpighiales; Euphorbiaceae. Gene Ontology annotation, cellular component: NatB complex; cytoplasm. Gene Ontology annotation, molecular function: protein binding; protein-N-terminal amino-acid acetyltransferase activity. The transcript has 19 exons.
AAGACAGAAAGUUAUUGGUUAACGCUAAACCAAACACUCUCGAACCGGGUUUGAAAAUCGGAGUGCCAUUUUCUUCGAAACGGCGUUUUCUAUUACGCUCGCAUCCAAACGCUCCGAUUAGGUUUCCCAACGAUCUCAGUUCCGCCACUUGGACUCGCACGCAGAUAGAUGACUUAAACCGUUACUUGCCUUGCUCCUUUCCCCAACUUCGCCACUUCAAACUACCCAAAAAAAAAACCCAGAGAGAGAGAUCGAACCCUAAUGGCGUCCAAGUUCGGCUUAGCUGGUGGUAUACCGGAGCGGCGGGUCCGACAGAUAUGGGACGCCGUAGAUUCUCGGCAGUUCAAGAACGCUCUGAAACUGUCCGCUGCUUUGCUUUCUAAAUACCCUAAUUCACCUUACGCUCUUGCAUUGAAAGCUUUAAUCUUGGAAAGGAUGGGUAAAUCUGAUGAAGCAUUAGCCAUUUGCUUAAAUGCCAAGGAACUUUUAUAUAAGAAUGAGUCUAUGUUAAUGGAUGAUCUCACUCUCAGUACUUUGCAGAUUGUUUUCCAACGGCUUGAUCACUUGGAAUUGGGUACUAGCUGUUAUGAGUAUGCUUGUAGUAAAUUUCCAAAUAAUUUGGAAUUAAUGAUGGGGCUUUUCAACUGUUAUGUUCGAGAAUAUUCAUUCGUCAAGCAGCAACAGACAGCCAUCAAAAUGUACAAGCUUGUUGGUGAAGAAAGGUUUUUGCUCUGGGCUGUUUGUAGUAUCCAGCUACAGGUGUUUUGUGGCAAUGGAGGAGAGAAACUUUUACUCUUAGCCGAAGGCUUACUUAAGAAGCAUGUUGCUUCCCAUAGUUUGCAUGAACCUGAAGCUCUUAUUGUAUAUAUAUCCAUACUGGAACAGCAAGCAAAGUAUGGUGAUGCAUUGGAAAUUCUAUCUGGGAAAUUAGGAUCACUUCUAAUGAUUGAAGUUGAUAAGUUACGCAUACAGGGGAGGCUGCUUGCUCAGUCAGGUGACUUUGCUGCAGGAGCCAACACAUAUCAGAAGAUUUUAGAAUUAUGCCCUGAUGAUUGGGAGUGUUUCCUACAUUAUCUAGGCUGCUUGCUGGAGGAUGACAGCAGCUGGAGUAAUGGAGUGAAUGGUGAUCCAGUUCACCCCCCUAAAUUUGUGGAAUGCACAGUCUCUCACUUGACAGAUGAAGUGUUGAAUUCUCGUUUAUCAAAUGCAUCAGCGUUUUUGCUAAAGUUCCAGGUGGAUGCCAAUAAUUGUUUUCUAAGAGGUCCAUAUUUGGCAAUUCUUGAAAUUGAAAGGCGGCGACACUUAUAUGGAAAGAGCAACUAUGAUGAUAUAAUGAAAGCUCUAAUACAAUAUUUUUUCAAGUUUGGUCACUUGGCCUGCUUCACUUCUGAUGUUGAAAUGUUUCUUCAAGUCCUAACUCCUGAUAACAAGAUGGAGUUUCUAGAGAAAGUAAUGAAAGGCACCAACUCCCUUCCAACAAUUCCAACUAAAGUUCUUGGGCUGUCAAUAACUGCAUUCAAAAUUCAGCAGUUGAUUGGAAACAUAGACAAGGUCCCUGUUGUUGAACACGAGGCCUUAGCUGGACAAAUGGUGGAGAUGUAUUGGAAAAGUCUUCCACUAUCAAAGGGACUGGAUCCACAAGAAAGUAUGCAUGGAGAAGAGCUGCUAUCUAUGACGUGCAGUGUGCUGGUUCAGUUGUACUGGAGGACAAGACAUCUGGGCUACUUCCUGGAGGCGAUUAUGGUUUUGGAGUUUGGGUUGACUAUCCGACGAUAUGUAUGGCAGUACAAGAUCUUAUUGCUGCACUUGUAUUCACACUUGGGUGCCCUUUCAUUAGCUUAUGAAUGGUAUAAAUCUCUAGACGUGAAGAAUAUAUUGAUGGAAACCGUUUCACACCAUAUUUUGCCCCAUAUGUUGCUAUCACCUCUUUGGGUUGAUUUGAGCAAUCUACUGAAAGAUUAUCUCAGAUUUAUGGAUGACCACUUCAGGGAAUCUGCAGACCUUACAUUUCUUGCCUAUCGCCAUAGAAAUUACUCAAAGGUAAUUGAGUUUGUUCAGUUUAAAGAACAAUUGCAACGGUCUAAUCAGUAUUUAGUCGCGAGGGUUGAAUCACCAAUUCUACAGCUAAAGCAGAGAGCUGAUAGCAUUGAAGAAGAAGAGGGUGUUCUUGAAAGCUUGAAUUGUGGAAUUCAUUUUGUUGAGCUUUCUAAUGAGAUCACAUCCAAAACUUUGACCUUCAAUGAAGAUUUUCAGUCACGGCCUUGGUGGACACCAGUUCCAGGGAAAAAUUAUCUUUUAGGUCCAUUUGAAGGAAUCUCAUAUUGUCCUAAAGAAAACUUGACAAAAGAAAGGGAAGAAAAUGUACGGAGGGUUAUUGAAAGGAAAUCUCUUCUCCCUCGGAUGAUCUAUUUGUCUAUUCAAAGUGCUUCAGUAUCACUUAAGGAGAAUGCUGAAGUCAAUGGCUCUAUGUCUGAGCCCAAAAUCUCAUCAGAGUUGAAGUUUUUGCUUGAGCGUUAUGCAAAGAUGUUGGGAUCGUCUUUAACUGAUGCAAUAGAAGUGGUUAUGGGAGUUUCUACUGGCCUUAAGUCAUCUGAGGCUUUUGGAUCAGACACAGUUGACUGGCUUAACUUUGCUGUUUUUUUGAAUGCGUGGAACUUGAAUUCCCAUGAGCUCUCACAGCCGGGUGGAGAUCAGUGUGGGCAUACAUGGCACAAUGUGGAUACUUUGUUGGAUAAGCAUAUUUCAGAGAAAGCCAGAUCCAUGGAGUCUCUUAUUUGCUUCCCAGGGGGUGAUCUUCCGACUUUAGUGCAAUUGGUUACGGAGCCAUUAGCUUGGCAUGGUCUUGUACUCCAAUCCUGUGUACGAUCAUCUCUUCCAUCCGGAAAGAAGAAGAAGAAAGGUGGACCUGCAGAGCACUCCACCUCUCAACUAUCUAGUACAAUCCGAGAUUCAAUCGAUUCUUCUUGUUCUAUAGUUGAAGAAGUUGCAAAGUGGAUAAGAGACCAGAUUAAAAGACCAGAGGAUGAGGUUGUGGAAAUUAUACUGUCCUCUCUUAGGAAAAAGGGACAGGGUGAAGGGCCUGGGCUGGUUUUCCGAAUUCUGGAAAGCUUUAUGUCAUCCAUAGAUGAGGUUGAACUUGGUAGCCGGAUCUCCCAAGCAGUAAAGUCGUGGAGCCAUGUGGAUGUUGCAAGGAAGAUAGUGACUGGUAGUUCUACAGUAUUGUCUGAAUUUCUUCGUAUUUGCGAGUCAAAAAUCAAGUCAUUGCAGGCAUUGAAACGCCAGAUGGCUCAAGUCUGAUUAGUAUAUUGGUGGUGAAUCAGAUUUUCGUGUAUUUGGCCUAAUUAUUCGGGCACUUCACUUCAACUUUGUUGCUGGUGCGUUUCUGUUGUCAUAUUUGAACUCGAGAUCUCCUGGUGCUCCUUUAGGGAAAAUUUUUGUGCUAGGUUUUCUGAUUGUAAUAGUGUAAACAGAAAAAUUUUCCUUUUGAUAUUAUUUUGAAUACUCUUUUAAAUGCACAUAUUUGUAACACUAUUCUUCGAGUGAUUUUGUGGCAAUGCAUUAUUUGUUUCCUUGGAGGAACCAUAUAGGGUUCAUCAA